Messenger RNA from Trypanosoma rangeli, 912 nucleotides. RefSeq lists its product as uncharacterized. The transcript has a single exon. Lineage: Eukaryota; Euglenozoa; Kinetoplastea; Trypanosomatida; Trypanosomatidae. The coding region runs from base 1 to 912 and encodes 303 amino acids. The record is from RefSeq and is a predicted model, not a curated record.
AUGCUCUGCCUUUCUCUCUUCGACCUCACUUUGUGCGUGCCAGCCGCAGCAGGGGAAAAGACAAAGGGAACAGGCGAGACGGGAAUGCUGGAUGGUGCCAGCAGUAGCCGCAAUACCGCGUUUCUAGCCUCCGAGGGUCACUACGCAUCGGCGCAGGAAGCCGACGAGGCAAGGCGACGCCAGAUGGAAGAAGAGCGACGAAGGCGUCAGCAGGAACUUCAUGUGCAGCAGGAGAUUGAGUGGAAGUCAUUUCAGGACGCGAGGGAACGCUGCCGCAAGGAUGCUCAUUUGUCUGCGAUGAUGGACAAGAUUCAGUUCAGAGGGGCCCUUCACAGUAAUUACAGCAGGUUGUGCAAGGCACAUGAGGAAGAGAUGCAAGCGUACUUGACGAGGAUUGAGGCCGAACAAGCGCGUCGAUCUGUGAGGUUGGCCCCAACUUACAGGGAGACACAGGCGAACGCAAGCCGUUUGACGGGCACAGGCCUCUACGCCGAGCCGGCUCAACUUAAAGCGAUGACUUUAUGCUUGGAGGGGGAUGUGCAUAACGCCACAGCGGAAAACAACCGACAACUUGUGGGGUGGAAGCUUCGGGAAAAGCAGAAGGAGCUUGAGACGCGGAGUCUCGCAUCGUAUCGGAAUGUAUUUGACGCGCAGCUCCUGGGGCAGCGGCGCUCAGGUGAAAAAAGGCGCGCCGUGGAGGCAAACUUGCAACACAAGGCAUCUGAAAUGGCAGUAUCGCAUUACAACGAGCGACGAGCCUUGUACCUGCCACUGCUAAGCACCCGCAACUCUAGCAAGACUCAGCAGCUUAGGGUGUCUCGCGGAACUCAACUCAUGCAGAGGGUCAACGGAGACCAUUACUAUGUUCCUUCACUUUGUAACUUGUAUGGUAGUCUGCUUGAGCAAGGGUAA